GGCUCGCGCCCGUCCGGGCGGCUGCCCGUGGGUGAAGACGGUGCUCCGACAUUGUAAGGGCGGCGGGCGCAGCCAUGCCUCGGUAUUACGAGGACAAAGCGGAGGGCGGCGCGUGCGCGGGCGUGAAGGAGGACCUGGGCGCGUGUCUGCUGCAGUCGGCCUGUGUGCUCCAGGAAGGGAAGUCUCCACGGCAGUGUUUGAAGGAAGGGCACUGCAGAGCCCUGCAGUAUUCGUUUUUUGAGUGUAAAAGAUCAAUGUUGGAUACCAGGUCAAGAUUCAGAGGACGAAAAGGAUAUUGAUAACAUUAUGGUAAAAGCAAGAAAAUUACCCUGGAUUUUCUCUGCUCCUUAACGGAAAAGAGCCAAAAGGAAGCACAGUAUCUGCUGCAUCUGCUUGACAUCUGGACCAGGUUCUCCCUCCAGAGAGCACUAGAGAAAAUGGAUAAAUGCUGCUUCUGAACGAUUCUGUCUUGUGAAGUCACUUAUAGAAGAUACAUUUAAUUGAACAAUUUGGACUAAGAAUUUAAUGUGUUUUGGGAAUUGCCUAAUGGAAAGAUUAUGUUCAAGGAUGACGUCAAUCAGAUUACACGGUGUGUGCAUCCAGGAGGCCAUAAGACACAAUUAGUGACAUAGAA
Molecule: messenger RNA, 634 nt
Organism: Arvicola amphibius (Eurasian water vole)
Lineage: Eukaryota; Metazoa; Chordata; Mammalia; Rodentia; Cricetidae
Product: cytochrome c oxidase assembly factor 5
Exons: 3
Coding region: 75-299 (74 amino acids)
Biological process (GO): mitochondrial respiratory chain complex IV assembly
Cellular component (GO): mitochondrion
Source: RefSeq, a predicted model, not a curated record